Paraglomus occultum is the source of this 1611-nucleotide messenger RNA. NCBI's taxonomy places the organism in Eukaryota, Fungi, Glomeromycota, Glomeromycetes, Paraglomerales, Paraglomeraceae. The record is from the annotation of a GenBank genome assembly.
AUGCUCUUCGUGCGACUUGCAAGAAAGCCUCAAUUCUCAAUUACGCCGAUUCUGAGAAAAACCUUUGUUACAGAUAUAGCCCUUCCUAACAUCCCAUUCUUUCAGAAAAUACUUUGUUAUGCUCAAGCUCAACCUCCCACAAAACCAGCAAUCAUUGACGUAAAUGGAUCAUACACCUAUAGAGACAUUAUUAAAAAUGUCAUUCAAUUACGCGGCUUACUAUUGUCGAAAGGAGGUGUGAGCGAUUCGAAGGAGAUGAGAGUGGCCUAUUUAUACCCUAAUGGAUAUGAUUAUGUCAUCGCACAAUGUGCUGUUUGGGCUGCUGGUGGUAUUGCCGUGCCAUUAUGUAUAACCCAUCCGCCAACUGAGCUGGAAUAUGCCAUCAAGGAUUCUCAAUCAUCGUUGGUUUUGGUACACCCACAGUUAGAACAUUUGACAAGCAGCAUUUCGGGUCAAUUUGACAAAAUCGUUUAUGCUGGACCACAGGAACAAUACCGAGAAUUCGAGGUGCCUAAAUUAUAUCCGAUGGCUACAUCACGUCGUGCACUUAUUAUAUAUACGAGCGGUACCACAGAAGCUCAAGCACAAAGCUUGAUAAGCGCGUGGAAGUGGAGCGACAAGGAUAAGAUUCUACAUGUGUUGCCAUUACAUCAUUUGCACGGAAUUUUGAACGCACUGAUAUGUGCGUUAUAUGCCGGCGCAACAGUAGAAAUGCUUCCCAAAUUUGAUGCUAUGUAUGUAUGGCGACGAUGGACAUCACCUGCACGAGAUCUCACUCUCUUCAUGGCGGUCCCCACCAUCUACUCAAAACUGAUUCAAUUCUACAAGACAUCCCUACCACCUGAUGCACAAUUGAUUGCUACCGAAUCAUGCUCUCAAUUCCGAGUGAUGAUUUCCGGUUCAGCCUCGCUUCCUGUACCACUGAGAAACGAAUGGAAACAAAUUAGUGGCGGGCAAGUAUUAUUGGAGCGGUACGGAAUGAGCGAGAUUGGCAUGGCGUUAAGUAAUGGAUAUGAAGCAGAAAAACGCGUCGAGGGGACUGUCGGAUUGCCUCUCCCUGGUGUAGAGGUUCGGCUGAUUGCGGAUAACGGCACCGAUGUAACUGAAGAAGUAGAUACACCCGGUGAAGUGCAAGUCAAGGGACCGAAUGUAUUUAAAGAAUAUUGGAAUCGCCCGGAAGCUACGGCAAAAGAAUUUACUGAAGAUGGAUGGUUUAAAACCGGUGAUAUAGCCGUUAGAGAGCCCAGUACAAAAAUGUUUAGAAUCCUUGGGAGAAACAGCGUCGAUAUUAUCAAGUCAGGAGGAUAUAAAAUAUCGGCCUUGGAAAUUGAGAGAGAAUUGUUGGCACAUCCAGACAUAGCAGACGUUGCUGUUGUUGGCGUCGAAGAUGCUGAAUGGGGACAGAGAGUCGGAGCAGUCGUCGUGCCCAUGCACAAGAAUACCGCGAUUACUUUGAACGUCUUGCGAGAAUUUGCUAAAGAUAGACUGGCAAGUUACAAAUUACCUACUUUACUAAAAUUGUAUGAUGACGCGUUACCUCGGAACGCUAUGGGAAAAGUUAACAAGAAGGAACUGCUGAAGACUGCAUUCCCUUCCCAAAAAAACAAUUAA